Molecule: messenger RNA, 1854 nt
Organism: Closterium sp. Naga37s-1
Lineage: Eukaryota; Viridiplantae; Streptophyta; Zygnematophyceae; Desmidiales; Closteriaceae
Source: the annotation of a GenBank genome assembly
AUGCCUCACUUGCCGGACUCGUAUGCUGUGUGGAUGGGUCCUCUGCACACCCACCAGCAGAUCAAGGACAAGUAUGGAGUGGACGAGGUUCACUAUAUCGAGGAUAUGGCAGCAGUGCUGAAAGCAGCAGCAGCAGCAGGGAGUGGCAGUGGCCUGCCGACUCUCUUCCUCCUGAAGGGGAUCAACACCGACAGUGGCAACUCCUGCAAGCCAGCCCACUUCGAUGGCAUAGACGCGUUUCCCCAGGACCUGACGGUGUUGCACCCAGAACUGAGCGAAUGCCGGGUGAUCAAAUCCCAGGAGGAGAUUCGAGUGAUGCGCUAUGCUGCUGCUGUGUCAUCUGAUGCUCAUGUGGAGGUGAUUCAGCGAGUGCGACCAGGAAUGAUGGAGUAUGAGAUGGAGGCGGAUUUUCUGCACCAUGCAGCCGUGGUUGGGGGAUGCCGUUUAGCCGGGUACACAUGCAUAUGCGGCACAGGCCCCAACAGCAGCAUUCUGCACUACGGUCAUGCUGGUGCCCCCAAUGAUAGGGAGUGCAGGGAUGGGGACAUGGCACUUCUGGACAUGGGGGCUGAGUAUUUCACAUAUGGCGCUGACAUCACAUGCUCCUUCCCUGUCAAUGGCACCUUCACUGCAGAUCAGCGGCUGGUGUAUGAGGCAGUCCUGGCAGCACAGAGAGCCGUGUUUGGCGCAAUGAAGCCGGGAGUCAGCUGGGUGGACAUGCAUAGGCUAUCAGAGCGAACCAUUCUGGAGCACCUCAAAGGAGGGGGGUUGCUGCAGGGGUCUAUUGACGACAUGAUGGAACAGCACCUGGGAGCCCUGUUCAUGCCGCAUGGGCUGGGGCACUUUCUUGGCAUUGACACACAUGAUGUUGGUGGCUACAAUAACGCAGAGAGGUUGAACGAGCCAGGGGCCAAGUCUCUUCGCACAACAAGGCACUUGGAAGCUGGCAUGGUGAUCACAGUCGAGCCGGGCUGCUAUUUCAUCGACACUCUGUUGGAUCCAGCCCUAGCUGACCCGGCUGUUGCCCGCUUCCUUGUGCCUGAGAGAAUCGCCCACUUUCGAGGCUUCGGUGGUGUGAGGCUGGAAGAUGACGUGGUGAGUGGCGGUGGUUUGCGCUGUUGCCUCACCCUCCCACCCACCACGUCAUCGCCUCUCCCUCCCACCCACCUUUCAAUCGCUACUCCCCUCCCACCCCGCCAUCCUCUCUCGAUUCCAGCCCGCCAUCCCCUCUCCCUCCCACUACGCCGAGGCCUCUCCCUCCCUCCCGCCGUCGCCUCUCCGUUCCUCCCGCCGUCGACUCUCCCUCCCUCCCGCCGUCGCCUCUCCCUCCUCCCCGCCGUCGCCUCUCCCUCCUCCCCGCCGUCGCCCAUCCCUCCUCCCCGCCGUCGCCUCUCCCUCCUCCCCGCCGUCGCCUCUCCCUCCUCCCCGCCGUCGCCCAUCCCUCCUCCCCGCCGUCGCCUCGCCCUCCUCCCCGCCGUCGCCCAUCCCUCCUCCCCGCCGUCGCCUCUCCCUCCGCCUCACAGUCACCUUUCCCUCCCAUCCGCCGUCGCCGCUCCCCCCCAUCCGCCGUCGCCGCUUCCUCCUCCCGCCGUCGCCGCUCCCUCCCAUCGGCCGUCGCCGCUCCCUCCUCCCGCCGUCCCCGCUCCCUCCCAUCCCGCCGUCGCCUCUCCCUCGCAUCCCGCCGUCGCCUCUCCCUCCCAUCCCGCCGCCGACUCUGUCGACAGGUCACGAGCAAGCUGGUGCGCGAGUGGGAGCCGGUGCGCGAGCGCGGGUUUGACUCUGCACCGUGAAUUGCAGGGCGUGUUGCAUUCUCUGUUUUUACUUUGUGCAGGGCUCGUAAGCUGCAUUCUUUGA